GCUGUGAAUAAAUACACUAACAUCGAAGUCCUUGGGUUUCUGUUCUCAGGGUUUUUGACUAUCUAGCAUCUGUUCCUAACACUCUUUUGUGUUGUACCUUGCGACUGUUCUGCCUGCAUCCGUCCUUCAUCACUUAUUUGACACCACCGCUACUCCCUUUUCUCCUUCACCUGUUUCUCUUCAACCUUAUUAUUAACAAGAUGGUGAACUGGAAGGCUCCCGAGUCGACCGACCGGCUUCUUGCAUCGCUGAUCGUGGCACAUCCAGGCCUAAAGCUUGACUACAGCGCAAUGGCUGCAGCCUUCGGGCAAGGUGCCACCUACGACUCAAUCGAGGGCCGUUUCCGCAAAUGGCGCAAGCUGGCUGAUGAGCUUCGAGGCGAUCUAGAGUCGAAAGGCAUCACGGAGCUCCCCCGGGGCCGCGGCGGGUUAUCCGGCUCCUCUACACCGAGAACCCCCAGAGGAGCGCGCAAUGGCAUCACCAAAGUCACCCAGUCUGCCUCAUCGUCCCGUGUCCGCAAGGAUGGCCGCACCAUUGUGCAAAAGACGCCAACCAGGCCCGCAAAAGGCGGCAGCAGCAUCAAUCGCCAUGGUAACUCGCUCGUGCAGGCAAUCUUCGUGGAGGACAGCGGCGAGGACGAAAAGGUGAAUUUCAAGCGCGAGACCAGCGAGACAGUGCGCUCUGAAUCGGCAGCCCCGGACCUGAAGGGCGAGGAUGUGAUGAUCGUGGAACCGCCAACAAGUAGCUCUGCUCUUGCGUCCAAUCGACACAAUACACGAUCGGACAGCAGCGCCCGGAAGACUGUUGUGCCUGACUUGCCGGUCAUCUCAUCUGGCUUCGGUCAUGAUAUCUCGUCUGCCGGUGUCAGUCUGGGUCACUCGAGUCUCCAUCCCAUGGACGACAUUCAACACCGGCUGCAUGAGAAUACUCUGACAUUCGAUCAUCUCUUGGGUUCGGUCCCGACCGGCUCUUAUUUCAGUGCGGAUGUCGUUUGAUUAUCUAUGAUGUGCU
This is a messenger RNA of Aspergillus homomorphus CBS 101889, 1011 nucleotides long. RefSeq lists its product as uncharacterized. The record is from RefSeq and is a predicted model, not a curated record. The transcript is spliced from 2 exons. Bases 201 to 995 code for a protein of 264 amino acids. NCBI's taxonomy places the organism in Eukaryota, Fungi, Ascomycota, Eurotiomycetes, Eurotiales, Aspergillaceae.